AUGACUGACGACAAGCCAGUCGUGGAACAAAUACAUGAGUACGAGAACCUGGUGGCAAACGUCCUGUCUGAAGGCAUGAAGAUGUGCGAAAUACUUCAAGCAAAUGUCCUGCUGGAAAAGUUUCCUUCAUCCUGGAAUGACUACCGUAAUCAUCUCAAGCACAAGAAGAGGGAUCUAAAGCUCCAGGAACUCAUCAGUCACAUGCGCACGGAAGAAGCCAACAGACUGAAAGAUAAGUUAGCCUCCCAAAAUUUAAAUUCAGUUAAUGCUAACUUAGUCAAAUCGUCUUUUGUGAACAGAGACAGAACGAAGCAGGAAAAAGGGCAUAAAGGGAAAAACUCAGAGAAGAGACAGUUCAAGACUACUGGGGGACAAAUUAAGAAGAAAAGGAACCUGGUGUCUGGGAGUCUGUUGAAUCGGGUCGGGCUUAAAAUUGUACUAGAAGGUGACAAAGUUAUCCUCACCAAAAAUGGAGAUUUUGUUGGUAAGGGGUAUCUGUCUAAUGGUCUAUUUGUGCUAAACACGAUUUCCAUGAAUGCAAAUGCUUCUAGUUCUGCUUACUUGAUUGAAUCUGCUAACUUAUGGCAUGGUAGACUAGAACAUGUGAACUUUGCAUCAAUUAGAAAACUUAGACUUGAGACUCAUUAA
This is a messenger RNA of Cucumis melo (muskmelon), 648 nucleotides long. RefSeq lists its product as uncharacterized. Lineage: Eukaryota; Viridiplantae; Streptophyta; Magnoliopsida; Cucurbitales; Cucurbitaceae. Bases 1 to 648 code for a protein of 215 amino acids. The record is from RefSeq and is a predicted model, not a curated record. The transcript is spliced from 2 exons.